ACAAAGUCCCCGCUCACCUCCUUUCCUCCCCUUCCCUCACUUCCUGCAGGAGCAGCGGUGUGUUGAUAAACUGCCGCUGUUGGCUCGUAAACAUGGCGACCGCUGGAGCAACUGGAGACGACCUGAAGAAAGAGCUCACAUGCGCUAUUUGUUUGGACUUCUUCAAAGACCCAGUCAUACUGAAGUGCGGUCAUAAUUUCUGUCGCUUUUGUAUCUGCAUGCACUGGGAUGAAAAUGGCGGAGACUACGGGUAUCAGUGUCCUCAAUGCCGGACUGUAUUCAACAAGAGGAGCUUCACCAAAAACUACUUGGUGCAGAAUCUAGUUUCGAAACUGGACGACCUGGAGCAUCUGGGUUCUCCUUCUGCUCCUUCCAAGUCUAUGAAACCGGAUGGAAAGUGUCAACAACAUGGGGAAGAGCUGAAACUCUACUGCCAAACUGAUAAGAGGCCCAUUUGUGUUAUCUGCAGGGAAUCAAGAGCUCACAGACACCAUCAAGUGGCUCCAGUGCCAGAAGUCGUGAAUGAUAUGAAGAUGGAGUUGAAAGUGAGGCUUAUGGAGCUCAACUGGCAGAAGUCACAGUAUGCCAAAAUUAAGACAACAGAUGAAAGGACUAAAAAUGACAUUCGGCUGAAGAAGCAACGACUCAAGGAGAAGAUUGAAGCAGAUGUAGGGGCCUUGGUCCAGUUCUUGUUGGAUGAGAGAGAUUCUCUUCUGGAGAGCUUGGAUGCUGAGGAAGCAGCCUCUCUGGCCGUCAUUGAAGACAACCUGGAGUUUGUUGAGAGUGAAGUAGCAGAUGUGGACAAACUCAUAGGAGAUAUUCAUAAUCACAUUGGUGGGAAGACUAACUUUGAGAGCCUUUCUGGAACAUUUAAUGAAGCAAUACAUCGCAAGUCUUUCACAUCCCUUGAGCCGGUCAGUUGUAUGACUGAAUUUACAGACUUCUCAGGGCCUCUCCAACUCAUCAUGUGGAAGAAGAUGAUGCACGUUCUGCACACCAUGCCUCAGAACCUGACCUUAGACCCCGACACCGCUCACGCGAACCUCCUUAUCUCAGACUUUGACACCAAAGUGGAGGAGGGACGGGUUCGCAGCCAGGAGCUGGAUCUUCCAGGCCGCUUCAACCGGUUCUGCGGAGUCCUCGCCACAGCCCAGUACGCCAGUGGCCAGCACUACUGGGAGGUGGACGUGAGGGACAAAGGAGUGUGGUACCUGGGGGUGACGACUGAGUGCAGCAACAGAAAGGGCUUUGUCAAUCUCACUCCAUCCGCAGGAUACUGGAGCCUCUGUCUGCAGGACCGACUCUACGCCAACGUGGAAGAUGGCCGCAUUCCCCUCGCUGACUACUGGAACUCGCCGCGUGUCGGAGUAUACCUGGACUAUGACAAUGGCCGCCUUAGUUUCUAUGAUGCUGUUACAAUGAAGAGACUCUACAUGUUCGACACCUGCUUCGAGGAGCCUGUCUACCCCUUUUUCAGCCCAGGGAAGAAUGACGUAGGGAGCAGGCUGCAGAUAUGCCAUUACUAUUAACAGAGGUGUGAUGAGUAGGUGUUAAGAGUCCAACUCGUGCUUUCAGGUUAGCCUGUUGGAAAGACAUCUUCUUUAGACAUGCAGUAUUGAUGAUGUGAUGUUGCUUCCUGGGUGAACAUUAUCAACUUGGAUUCCCCCCCACCCCCAACUUAGACACAAACUGUAGGCUCACACCCCUGGUUACUACGGUGGUGGAUUUGGAGAGGUGCUUUGCUGUUUACAUAUAUCACUGUGUUUGUGGGAUUGCAGAUGCCUCAGGUGUUCCUGGUGAUUAAAGCAUACUAAUUUAUGCUCUAUUAACACCUGCUCUGCCAAACUUUGUUACAUUUGCUUUUGCUUUCUGUUCUCAGUUUGGUCAGCUUGCCUGGGGAAUUAACUUGAAAUUCAUGUUUCUAGAUCAAACGGGUUAGACAGGUUUUAUGGAAAUGGUUUUAUCAAAAACAUUUUAAACUACCUGUAUAUUUCCUUAGUUUAUGUUAUAUACACGCAGCUUCAAACUGUUGCCAGACCUACUGUUUAUUUCCAAGUCCCUUUUUGCAGCACAACCUUAGUGCUGAAGACAGGUAGCCGUGAGGAGAUACCUUAACAAAUAAGAAAUGUUUUAUACAGCUGAGCGAAUGACGAGCUACAAGUCAACGUGAUACAUUUCUUUGAACAUAGCAGAUCCUAAUUAAGCUGUAUUUCCAUAUAUUUAGCCACUUAGUGGAUAAAUAUUUAGCUUUAUACAUUCCAUUAAUAAAAAAUAAAGCAAGAACUAGGAUUUGACUGAAAUAGUUAUGGAGUGCUGAAUGUUAGCGUUGUCUUCUUGGUUUUAUUGUUAAAUUGAUUACUGCUGUUACAUAUGUUGCUUUUUUUUUAGUUUUUGUUUCUUAAAAGUUGAAACUUGUGCUGUUAUGUAUUUCUGUCUGCUACUACUUUUUUUUAUUACUUUUUUUUUUCUUGGACUUGUGGUUCUGAAUGGCCAUGGAAAUGGCAAUUUUUCAAGUUUAUUUUAUUUUUUUCAUUUUUAUUUUUUAUUAGACAAGUUGGACCUGAAGACACUGCUCUUUGAUUAUUGGAGCUUUCUGUUGCAUCUCCUUUUCUCUCUCGCUGUUUUUUAUCCAUGACUGUACCUCUACGGGUUUAUUCAUGCAGUUUCGUUGACUUAAUCUGCUUAUCCAUUUUAGGAUUAUUUUCAGUUGUGUCACAAACUCCAGAAUCUUGCUAAGGCUCUUGCACUCUGUAUGAAUAUUCAUUCUAUUUCAUCUCAAUAAAACAAAACAAAAAAAAAUCUA
Messenger RNA from Poecilia reticulata (guppy), 2803 nucleotides. It is a transcript of the gene trim47, whose product is annotated as tripartite motif containing 47. Lineage: Eukaryota; Metazoa; Chordata; Actinopteri; Cyprinodontiformes; Poeciliidae. Gene Ontology annotation, molecular function: zinc ion binding; protein binding. The record is from RefSeq and is a predicted model, not a curated record.